CCUGGGUCCCUGGCGACGCGUCCAGGCGCCGGGCGCGGCAGGGACGACCGGGUUCCGGCGCGGUGCGGACGACACGCGCGUCUCUGCGGGCUGCGCGGGGUCCGCGGAGCGGCUGGGGGCGCGCGGCGCGGGCGCGGCGCUGGGCGCGGGGGGCGCUCCCGGCCGGGAUGAGCUCACCGCAGUCGCGCCGGGGCUGAGCCGAGCGGGCGGCGGCUCCGCGGCGGGCCGCGGCUACCAUGCUGGGCCUGGAUGCGUGCGAGCUGGGGGCGCAGCUGUUGGAGCUGCUCCGGCUGGCGCUGUGCGCCCGAGUCCUCUUGGCUGACAAGGAUGGGGAGCCAACUCCAUCAGAUGAGGCACUGGAUGAAGUUGUACCAGAGUACCAGGCCCCUGGGCAGAAGAGCAUGCUGGCCAUCUGGCAGCUGGACCCCGGGGACGUGAGCUUGGUCAAGUACAAACAGGCGCUGCUGGGACCCUUGCCACCCAUUAUGGACCCCAGCCUGCCCAACGUGCAGGUGACUAGGCUGACAUUGCUGACGGAGCAGGCUCCAGCGCCUAUCAUCAUGGACCUUACAGGAGACCUAGAUGCACUGAAAAGCCAGGUGUUUGUCCUGAAGGAGGGCAUUGAGUACAAGGUGAAGAUCACCUUCAAGGUCAACAAGGAGAUUGUCAGUGGCCUCAAAUGUCUGCAUCACACCUAUCGUCGGGGACUGCGUGUGGACAAGGCCAUCUUCAUGGUGGGAAGCUAUGGCCCCAGGGCCCAGGAGUAUGAAUUUGUGACUUCAGUAGAGGAAGCACCAAGAGGAGCAUUGGCACGUGGCCUCUACGUGGUCAGGUCCCUCUUCACCGAUGAUGACAGGCUGAACCACCUGUCCUGGGAGUGGCGCCUCCACAUCUGCCAGGACUGGAAGGACUGAACCCCACUCGGGGUCUGUGUUCCCAAUCUGUCAGUUGCAGAGACCUGCAAGCAUUCCCUAGACCUCCCAGUUGGUGACCAGAUGCCCCCCACUCUCUGCUGUGUCCCCCCUUCCUGGUGCCUAUUAAAUGUUACCUUGUCUUGCU
Molecule: messenger RNA, 1059 nt
Organism: Apodemus sylvaticus (European woodmouse)
Lineage: Eukaryota; Metazoa; Chordata; Mammalia; Rodentia; Muridae
Gene: Arhgdig
Product: Rho GDP dissociation inhibitor gamma
Exons: 6
Coding region: 237-914 (225 amino acids)
Biological process (GO): Rho protein signal transduction
Cellular component (GO): cytoplasm; membrane; cytosol
Molecular function (GO): protein binding; Rho GDP-dissociation inhibitor activity
Source: RefSeq, a predicted model, not a curated record